Alternaria triticimaculans is the source of this 1203-nucleotide messenger RNA. RefSeq lists its product as uncharacterized. The coding region runs from base 1 to 1203 and encodes 400 amino acids. The transcript is spliced from 3 exons. Gene Ontology annotation, molecular function: protein binding. Lineage: Eukaryota; Fungi; Ascomycota; Dothideomycetes; Pleosporales; Pleosporaceae. The record is from RefSeq and is a predicted model, not a curated record.
AUGGCCGACGAUACUGAACCUCCUCGCAAGAGAGUGCGGUUUUCAUCAAGCGAGGGCCCUAGCGUCGAUUCGAAACCCAUUCUCAUUCGUGUUGGCGAGGUCAAGCAAGAGUUCUACGUCCACGAAUCCCUGCUUCGCGCAAACUCGCUGUUCUUUGACAACGCGCUCAAGAAAGAGUGGAAAGAGGGGCAAGAAAGGGUAGUGGACCUUCCGGAUACCGAGCCAGAACACAUGAGGAUCUGGAUUAAAUUUCUUUACACUGGCCGCAUCUUCACAGGGACAGAAACCCCUCAAAUACGGGAGAGCGAAGCGGAAUUGUUUUGCAAGGAUGUUUCGGCCUGGAACCGUUUAUACACUCUUGGAGACUUUCUUCAAGAUGGCGAUUUCAAAGACGCCUUGAUCGAUGCCAUGAUGGAAUUCACUGCCAUCUUGAAUGCAUAUCCGAUUCGGCUCCCCGACUUCAUCUACUCUCACUCAACAAAGGACUCUGCCCAUAGGAGAUUCGUUGUUGACAUCCGCCUUUAUAAGAGGAUCACGGUUCUCGUCGGGAACGAUGAGUCAUUUACCGUCGAUAAGAGUACUCUUCUCACUAGCUCCGAGUUCUUCAAGAAGACCUUGGGAACGUCGCUCAAGACCAACGGUCCAGAAGAAGUUGAUCUGCCAGAUGCUAAACCCCGAGCUUUCGAAAUCUAUCUGGGGUGGCUUGAAACUGGCUACUUCUACAUUACGGAGGAACACGAUAUCGACAGUCCCCCGCAGAGUGAUAAAAAUGGCUGUAUCCUCGAUGGGGAGUGCAACAAGUGGAACGAGUGCUACACCCUUGGUAACGUCAUACAAGAUUGUGGCUUUCAGGACGCCUGUAUCGACUGGAUUCAAGAGAAGAUGAUAUCCGACGAAGCCGACUUGAUGAAUAUACCUGAUAUAGUAUAUGGUAUCGACGAUCGACUUCCAGCACAUCGCCAGUUCACCGUUGAUAUUGCAGCUCACUGCUGGUCUUCAAGUGUAUUCGGCGACUUGAAAGAAGAUCGCUAUCCUUCCGAGUUCAUGAUAGAUCUUCUCAAGUACGUUGGUCCGAAGUUGAGGCUCAGCCAAGUGGUGGAACAAGAUUACAAGGUGUUCUUCGAGAACGUCGGCUGCAAAUAUCAUGAGCACGCUCGUCUCAAGAAGCCUUGCUACAAGGAAACACACCCAGCCUACAAAUAA